AUGGCUAAGCAGCGUUCUCCAGAUGGGAGGCUGGUCUAUCUCCACUGCUCAUCAAUCUUCAGCGGGGCAAACGCGCAAGUCCGAAAGGUAAAGAAGAUCUCUCAGCUUCUUGAGAAGCAUAAGGCAUCUAUCAAAAUCCUCACAAAGGAGUUUACCUUGCCAGCCGUUGCUGCAAUUGCGAAAGAGUUGCUAGAAGAGCAGAUUUUCGAAUCCUUACCCCGGGCAAAGCUCCGUUACCCAGAGUUGUUCCAGCCGUCAGAGACGCAAGAGGCCGAGAGAGCGGCCUCGGAGGCAGAAGUCAUCCGGAUCGAGGCCGAGGCAGCACAAGACAUAGUGUUGACAUCCGAUGACGAGGGAGGAGACGAGUGCCCGGACUUUGAGCAAGGCGAACAGCAGGCUGAGCCUGAGGGAACAUUAGAAGACAAAGUCGAGGCUGGGGACAAUGUUCAAAUCAACGCUGUCAGACUGUGGCAAGUAUAA
This is a messenger RNA of Letharia columbiana, 480 nucleotides long. RefSeq lists its product as uncharacterized. Lineage: Eukaryota; Fungi; Ascomycota; Lecanoromycetes; Lecanorales; Parmeliaceae. The transcript has a single exon. The coding region runs from base 1 to 480 and encodes 159 amino acids. The record is from RefSeq and is a predicted model, not a curated record.